This is a messenger RNA of Galendromus occidentalis (western predatory mite), 948 nucleotides long. RefSeq names its product BTB/POZ domain-containing protein KCTD5. Gene Ontology annotation, biological process: proteasome-mediated ubiquitin-dependent protein catabolic process; protein homooligomerization. The transcript has 7 exons. Gene Ontology annotation, molecular function: cullin family protein binding. The record is from RefSeq and is a predicted model, not a curated record. Lineage: Eukaryota; Metazoa; Arthropoda; Arachnida; Mesostigmata; Phytoseiidae. The coding region runs from base 235 to 807 and encodes 190 amino acids. Gene Ontology annotation, cellular component: Cul3-RING ubiquitin ligase complex; cytoplasm.
GGAAAAAACUUGCUGCUUUCUCUCUCCGUCGGUUGGCAGUGCUUAGCAUCAGCUGCGUCCAUUCUGAGUUUCUCAUCCGUUUUGUGUACCGUUUUCAUACGCCCCAGGACAAGCAAUUUGUGUCGAAUCUUGGCCGCCAACGUUGAGCUGCGAACGCCCGCUGUAUAGCGGCUACUAAUUGCUGUGACGGAGAAGAACGAAAGGCUCUGUGUUGACCCUACCCACUAUCCCAAAAUGCACAGUAAUACUAAGGAAUGGGUGCGUUUCAAUGUGGGAGGCCAACACUUCCUCACCACGAAAGCCACCUUGGCGCGCGACAAGAGCUCCUUUCUCUAUAGAAUUUGUCAGGACGAUCCUGACUUGGAGACCGACAUUGAUGAGACCGGCGCCUACAUGAUAGACCGCGAUCCAACGUUCUUCGCUCCAGUGUUGAACUUUUUCCGCCACGGGAAGUUGAUCAUGGAUAAAAAUCUCCCAGAACAAGGCGUUCUGGAGGAAGCUGAGUUUUUCAAUGUCGCUGAGCUUGUCACGCUCCUCAAAAACCUGAUCUCCGAGCACAAUCGUCCAGAGAACCGGAAUGUCUAUCGUGUUUUACAAUGUCACGAGGAUGAGGUGACUCAAAUGAUCUCAACGAUGAGUGACGGCUGGCGCUUUGAACAGCUGAUACCAAUAGGCUCCUCUUACAACUAUGGGAACGACGAUCAAGCCGAGUUCCUCUGCGUCGUUUCCCGUGAAUGCUCCACCUCUCAAGGGCUGCGGGGUACCGAUCGUGCUCAGCUCAUCCAACAGAAGGCGUCUAGGAUGUGAGAAACAUUGUCGACCGGGGCCAUUACUCGGAGCGGUCAACACCCAGCCACGAGUUUCGUCAUUGCAAAUAUUUGUGUUCUCGUUUUCUUGGGCGAUGACCAAUAUCAGCUCUCACAACAAGCACGACGAAAUCAGAAGAUU